This is a messenger RNA of Xiphias gladius (swordfish), 2635 nucleotides long. RefSeq names its product aldehyde dehydrogenase 9 family, member A1b (gene aldh9a1b). Lineage: Eukaryota; Metazoa; Chordata; Actinopteri; Istiophoriformes; Xiphiidae. The record is from RefSeq and is a predicted model, not a curated record. The transcript is spliced from 13 exons. Gene Ontology annotation, molecular function: aminobutyraldehyde dehydrogenase (NAD+) activity; 4-trimethylammoniobutyraldehyde dehydrogenase (NAD+) activity. Bases 338 to 1885 code for a protein of 515 amino acids.
GCUUCAAAACAAAGACAUCUAGUGACGUCCACGUCUGUGUGUCAUUUCUCUGCAAUUAGAGCGGGAUCGGCGCCAGGGUGCUGCCGGUAUUUGCCACUGCCCAUGCAGCCACCGAAGCCAUCCAAUCAUCUGUUACGCUUUGACGGCUGCCGGAUUUCAACCACGUUAGUACUUUAUAAGCCCCGCCCCCUGGUUGAGCCUCAGGACAACAAAGUAAGGUUAACUAAACAUUGUAUUAAGAGUUAGAUUUCGAUUCACUAUCUUCAAAACCACAUUUAAUGUGAAAACUCCUGAAGCAGUUAUCGGCUACACUUUGAGCACCAGGGCCAACUUGAAUAUGCUCCAGAGGCUGGCUGUGUCCCUGCGGCGGCCCGCUGCCGCUCCUCUCGCGGUACGAUGCGUCUCCUCGGGCUCAGUGGAAGUCACGGUCCCGCUGAACUUCUGGGCUGGGAAGAGAAGGACAAGCCAAGAGAAAUGCAACAGGGAACGUGUUUAUGAACCUGCAACAGGGCGAGUCUUGUGCCACUUGGAGCCAUGUGGUGUUGUGGAUGUCGAUCAGGCCGUAAGGGCUGCCAAGUCGGCCUUUGGUCAUUGGAGCAAAUUGUCUGGGAUGGAGAGAGCGAGGAUCAUGAUAGAAGCUGCCCACAUGAUUGAGAGCAGGAGAGAGCAGAUAGCGGAAAUGGAGGUGGUCAAUAAUGGAAAGUCCAUCACAGAGGCCCGUCUGGAUGUAGACUCUGCCAGACUGUGUAUAGAGUACUACGCAGGACUGGCCAGCACUCUGGCAGGCCAGCAUGUGCAGUUGCCUGGAGGAUCCUUUGCCUACACCCGCAGGGAGCCUUUGGGAGUCUGUGUUGGCAUUGGUGCUUGGAAUUAUCCUUUUCAGAUAGCUGCUUGGAAAUCAGCUCCAGCCCUGGCUUGUGGCAACUCCAUGGUGUUCAAGCCAUCCCCGGUGACACCUGUGACAGCAGUCAUGCUGGCAGAAAUCUAUGCUGAGGCUGGAGCUCCAGAGGGGCUGUUCAACGUGGUGCAGGGCAGCCAGGAGACUGGCAGUUUACUCUGCCAUCACCCUCAUGUGGCUAAGGUGUCCUUCACUGGGAGUGUGCCCACAGGCAAGAAGAUUAUGGAGAUGGCAUCCAAGGGGGUGAAACCUGUGACUCUGGAGCUUGGGGGGAAAUCGCCUCUGCUCAUCUUCCAGGACAGUGAUCUGGAGAACGCCGUGAGGGGAGCUCUCAUGGCCAAUUUCCUAUCCCAAGGCCAGGUCUGCAGCAACGGUACAAGGGUCUAUGUUCAGAGGGAUAUCCUGCCUGAGUUUGUGGAGGAAGUGGUGAAGAGGACCCAGGCAAUUGAGAUAGGAGACCCACUGUUAGAGAGCACCCGAAUGGGAGCGCUGGUCAGCCAGCCACAUCUAGAAAAAGUCCUCUCCUUUGUGGAUCAGGCAAAGAAAGAGGGGGCCAGAGUGUUGUGUGGAGGUGAAACUUUUGUCCCCUCAGACCCCAAACUCAAAGGUGGAUACUACAUGACUCCAUGUGUAUUGGGUGACUGCACAGAUGAGAUGACCUGUGUGAAGGAGGAGAUCUUUGGUCCCGUCAUGUCUGUGUUGUCCUUUGAAACAGAAGAGGAAGUGCUGCAUAGAGCCAACAACACCACCAUGGGUCUGGCCGCAGGAGUUUUCACCAGUGAUGUGAGGCGAGCCCAUCGUGUAGUUGAACACCUCAAGGCUGGUUCCUGUUUCAUAAACAACUACAACAUCACUCCUGUCGAGGUGCCCUUCGGAGGCUUCAAAAUGUCAGGUAUAGGACGGGAGAAUGGCAAGGUGACGAUUGAAUACUACUCCCAGCUAAAGACUGUGUUUGUGGAGAUGGGCGAUGUGGACAGUCUCUUCUAGGAAACACACACAGAAGAGGAUGAAGCUGUAACACUGAGCCAGAGACUGGAACAGAUUGUCUCAUCCAUCACUCAGGGAAAAAACAUCAAACGGAAGUGCUAAAAAGUGUUGAGAAACAAGCCUUGAUCAUUGGCGCUCAUGUAGGCCGUCCUUAAUGUCAGCCAGGUUUUUCAAUAUUUUGUGAAUUUAAGGAAAAUGUAACACAAUUCAAGGCAAUCUGAGAAAACAGAUAAGUAAGCGAGAUUAGUAGCAAUGUAACAUUGGAUUUGGAAACACCUUAAAAUUAAAAACAAACAUUAUUAUCUGUGCCAAAUGGAUCUAAUUAAAGACUGUUUUUACUAUUUACUAAACAUUGAUUGUUUUCAGCUGCUUCAGCAUAGAUGAGUUACAUUUUGUGAUCCAUGAGUUCCAAUGCAGCAGUUUUGCCUUGCUAAAUAUGUUGGCACAUAUGUAGAGACUAAACUUUGAAAUGUGUUUUACGUUUUUGCACAAAACAAAACAAAGUUUACAAUCAAGUUUUUAUUUCUUGAACAAUACACCUCAAUAUAUUUUUAUACACAUACAAUAUUACAAAAUGAAGCACUUUUGAACAUUGUAUUGAUUUUAAGUAAUCUAGAUUGUACACUUCAUGUACGCUUUUUGUACAGUGCUGUUUAAAUUAGAACUUAGACAACAACAUUUUGCCUUUUAUAGGUAAAGUGAAUUAUCGAAGGAACCUUACUCAUUUGGUAAUAAGUUGUAACAUAAACA